GCAGUGCAGAAUGUGGAGAGUGUCAGAAGUAUGUGAGCACUGGAGCAGGUUGAGAAAACACCGCAGUAAAAACAGCAGGAAACACCGAUUUACCUGAGGAGGAACUGCUGGAGAAGGAAAACUCAAGCAUUAAACCCAGUCUUUAAUCUACUGGAACAUUCAGAAGGUUGCCAAGAUGGCUUUGAACCUUCUGUCCCCCUCUGCUCUCCUCGAGAUCGCUCCAUCCUCCCUCCCAAUGGCCCUUCAGAGUCCAUCUUUCUACGCCUCAACACUGCAUCCCACAAACCUCUCCAACAAUGCCAGUGGCAGAGGCAGCAUCAUGGGCAACAAAGGCGGAGCGAUAACUGGUGCUGCCAUUCUCAGCCUCGUCUUCCUCCUGGGCGUCCCAGGGAACGUCUUUAUCAUGUGGAGCAUCUUGGCCCGAGCGCGGCGUCGCUCCAUCACCACCCUGCUGAUCCUGAACCUGGCCUUCGCUGAUGGUUUCCUCAUGCUGCUCACGCCCUUCUUCAUGGUGUAUCUCGUUCAGCGAAGUUGGGUUUUAAGCCUGGCGCUGUGCAAAGUCCUGUACUACCUCUGCUGCGCCAACAUGUAUGCCUCCAUAUUCAUGAUCAUGCUGAUGAGUCUGCACCGGCUGGUUGCGAUCGUGUGGCCGAAGCGAGUAGGGGCGAAGACAGAGCGAAAGAUGCUGACGCGGGUGCUGGUGGGACUCUGGGUUCUCGCUCUGGGACUUUCUGCACCCGUUUUAGCCUUCAGGAACAUCACCAGCGACAAUAAAAAGCCUGAGAAAUUCGUGUGUGACUGCAUCCAUCAAGAAACACAAUAUGAGGUGAUGCAGUAUUCUAUGGAAACGGUGCUGGGCUUCUUGUUGCCGUACGGCGUGAUCAUUGGAAGUUACACUUGUAUCCUGCGCAGAAUCCGCAAGACACGAUUUCGCAGACGCAUCCGCAGUGAAAAGCUCAUCCUGGUGAUUGUCGUCACCUUCGGGCUCUUCUGGCUACCAUACCACAUCAUAAACUUGGUGCAGGUGACUGCUGCUUUACUUCCAGAAGGUUCUGCAGCGAAACAAAGACUGCAGGAAAUCAGGGCGAAUCUGCGAGCACUCACCUCCACCGUGGCCUUCGUCAGCAGUUGCAUAAACCCUGUCCUCUACACAUUCGCCGGGAAGUCCUACAUCCGCCGGGAGGGUCUGGCCUUCAUGGCGCGCCUGUUUGAGGGAACUGCACUGGAAUCCACACGCAAGAUCCGGAGGAGCAACCAGAACAGCCGAGAGCGAGACAAAGAGACGGACGAGGGAGAAAGUCUUAAAGACAAAGAAUCAGAUUCUAUCAAUACCAUUAAUCCAAACUCUGUUAUAACAGUCGCACCUCAGAAAAAUGGUAAGUGAGGGUCUAGUUGUGGUCCCAGAAGGGAAAGUCUGUGGUGCGAGCAAUGGAUUGUAUGUGUGCUUUAGUGUUGCGUGGUGAGUAAAUUGGUACAUCUGGCUCUUCAAAAUAAAAACUUUGUACCAAUUACCUACCAGAAAAUCACAAGAGAACAGAUGGACCAGUGUCUAAGACAGAGGACAGAGGCUAAAUAAGAAACAGGGGACAGAGGCUAAAUAAGAAACAGGUUAAAACAAUUACUAGUUCACAAUCCAGUGAAGAGAUCAACCUGGAAUACUUGGAGCUCUGUUUAUCCCUGCUUCGUCUCUUUGUCCAGGAGAGGGCGCCACAAAACUGACACAGCAUAUCUGACAGAAAGAGACCAGUGUUCCUUUCAUCCGGACACUAGGUGAUGUCAAUUGUUAUAACCAAAGACUCAAAGCUGGCCCAGUCAGAUCAGUUUGGCCACAUUCUGAGAUUUAAGCUGGAAGUUGUUGUUUGUGCUGGUAAACGAGGACAGUUGCUUCUAAAUUAAUAGUAAUGCCUUUCCCACAACAUUGUCUGUGUUGUACUACUGGUUAUACAGGGUUUUAAUAUUACUUUGACAUUCAUUUUACUAGUGUAGAAAUAUACACUCUAAAAAAGUUAUUCAGUGGUUCUUUGGCUUGUAAUCCUAUGUAAGUGCUAUAUAGAGCCUAAAAAGGACCUGUAAUGCAGGGGUGUCAAGCUCAGCCAUGUAGAGUUCAGUUUCAGCACACUUAAGCCGCAGUGACACUAGAGCACAGGUGUCAAAGCCAGUUCCUGGAGGGCCGCAGCUCUGCACAGUUUAGUUUCAUCUCUAAUUAGAGCUGCGGGCCUCCAGGAACUGGCUUUGACACCUUCACACUAGAGUUUGAGCAUGCAAAAUUCUGUCAGACGGCACUUUAAAAACUGACGGGACAAAAUUGGUGUGAUGUGACAGAUAAAAUGAAGCGAUUGCUCCAUUUUCUUUGCAUAGAGGGGUCAUGUUUUGAUCUUCAUGUGACAUGGAAUCGUAGGUCAGAGUUUGAAAUUUGAAUGGAAGUCAAUGAGGCUAAAAGUGAAGUGUGGCCGCGACUUUUAUAGGUUUCGAACAAGUUUGAUAGACUCAAUUAGUUUGAUAAGGUGUGUUUAACUAGGGUUAAAGCCAGUGUUGGGCAGCAGCGUUGCUACAAGUAGUGACGCUACUAGCUUAACUACAUUUCUCAGUAGCGUGGCGGUAGCGUCGCUACUUUCUAAAUCAAAUAGUUUUUCAGUAGUGAAGCUAUUUUAUUAGUCAAGUAGCGCAGUUGCGUCCAAACAAGCUACAUUUACCGAUCGCAGAUCAAUAAGUGACGGCACCGACAUUCACAGAGCUGUGAGGCCGGUGUCUAGCUGAUGAAAGUAAAUCCAUAUGAUCGCGAAAAUGACGAUUUCUUCUUCAUGUUUUACGGUGGUCGACAACACACAUUUUGGUGCAUUACUGCCACCUCUCGCUCUGGUCGGUGAACCAAUUAGACCAGGGCAGGGCAAACUCGAUCCUUGAAGGCCGGUGUCCCUGCAUAGUUUUGCACCAACCCUAAUCAAACACACCUGCUUGUAGCUUUCUAGUGAUCUUGAAGACAGUAAUUAGGGUGUUCAGGUGUGUUUGAUUAGUGUUGGAGCAAAACUCUGCAGGGACACCGGCCCUCCAGGAUCGAGUUUGCCCAUGCCUGAAUUAGACUAACACGAGAAAUUUGCUUGAUGGAAAGAUGACUGAGGAAGAGGAGUUAUUUCUGAAGCAGAAUUUUUCGUGACCACACCUCGAGAAGUACAUGUUACGAUGCAAUAACGUUAAUUCUGAUGCUGUGCUUUAAAUGUGGAAUUUUUGUUUUUACUGUUAUAUACUAUAAUGUGUUUCUGUUUAGUACAGCACAUUAUUUACAGUAAAUAACUGAACUGAACUAUUAUGCCUCAUAUGUUUCAUUGACAGUUUUAUUGAGCACCAAGAUAUGAUCGACUUGGAUUUAAGUUGCUUCGAUUUAAAAAUAAAAAUUGCAAAAAUAGUUUCGAUGUAGCUAAGCUACUUUUGCCAUGUAGCUUUUAGCUUAGCUUGCUACAUUUCCCAGAGGGUAGCUUUUAAUGUCCUCAAGCUACAUUAUUGGUAAAGUAGCUAAUAGCUUAGCUCACUACAUUUUUUCAAGUACUGUAGCUUGCCCAACACUGGUUAAAGCUAAACCUCACAGAGCAGCAGUCCUCCUGGAGCUGAGAUUGAUAACCCUUCUGUAAUGGUUAUGGACCCUGCUGAAAAGUCCAGCUUAAACCAGCCAAGGCUGGUUGGC
Messenger RNA from Danio aesculapii, 3679 nucleotides. RefSeq names its product leukotriene B4 receptor 2a (gene ltb4r2a). The coding region runs from base 176 to 1384 and encodes 402 amino acids. Gene Ontology annotation, molecular function: leukotriene receptor activity. Gene Ontology annotation, biological process: immune response; G protein-coupled receptor signaling pathway. NCBI's taxonomy places the organism in Eukaryota, Metazoa, Chordata, Actinopteri, Cypriniformes, Danionidae. The transcript is spliced from 5 exons. Gene Ontology annotation, cellular component: membrane. The record is from RefSeq and is a predicted model, not a curated record.